Messenger RNA from Lynx canadensis (Canada lynx), 6796 nucleotides. Its product is annotated as zinc finger protein 596-like. Gene Ontology annotation, biological process: regulation of transcription by RNA polymerase II; central nervous system development. The record is from RefSeq and is a predicted model, not a curated record. The coding region runs from base 2865 to 5075 and encodes 736 amino acids. The transcript is spliced from 7 exons. Gene Ontology annotation, cellular component: nucleus. NCBI's taxonomy places the organism in Eukaryota, Metazoa, Chordata, Mammalia, Carnivora, Felidae. Gene Ontology annotation, molecular function: RNA polymerase II cis-regulatory region sequence-specific DNA binding; DNA-binding transcription factor activity, RNA polymerase II-specific.
GAUCCCAUGAACCGUGAGAUCGUGACCUGAGCCGAAGUCGGACGCUUAACCGACUGAGCCACCCAGGCUCCCCUCACUUCACAUUCUUAUCACCCAUGUGUCCACUGGACUUGCACUUUUAAUUUCCUUCAAGGACUCUUCCUUUGCAUUCACAGCUUGGCUGACUUUUUGGCACAAGACACCUAGCUUUCAGCCUGUGUCUGCUUUCAGCAUGCCUUUCUCACGAAGCUCAUUCAUUUCUAGCUCUUGAUUUAACGUGACAGACCUUGAACACUUAGGAGGCUGGUGUACGGCUGUCUCAUGGAAAAGAGGCCCAAGGAGAGGAGAAGAGGGACAGCUGGUAGGUGGAGCGGUCAGAAUACACUCAACACUUACUGAUUAAGGUAGCCCACACCUAUGGGCACAGCUCGUGGCACCCCAAAACAAUUGCAAUAGUAACAUCAAAGAUCACUGAGCACAGACCACAGUAACAAAUAUGAUAAUGAAAAUGUUUUAAAUAUUGUGAGAAUUCCCAAAAUGUGACACAGAGAUAAUGUGAGCAAUUGCCCUUGGAAAAAUGGCACCGAUCCACAUGGCGUUGCCACACACCUUUGUAAAAAGCAGUAUCUGUAAAGCACAAUACAACAAAGUGUGCCUACCUAUAGUUAAGACCUGGAGGAGAAGAGGUUCUAUAUUCUUCUGGGCCCAGGCCACCACCUUCAGCAGCCCCCUCCUCUUCAUCUCCAGGCAAGCAAAUGAAAUCCUAGAGCAGACCCUUCCUCUUCUCCAAGUCAGAUUUAGUUGACGUCCUACCGACUGCCAUGCUCUACACGCACAAAAUAGGAUAGGUUCCAUGAAUAAAUUAUACCUUCAAUGUUCAUUUUCCCAUACAUAGGAUGUGUUUCAUCUAUUUUUGAAUAAUACGAAAAAGUAUAUACGUCUUAGGAUCUCUCUUCAUAUAUAAAAGAAUAAAUUACUUGUGAAGAAAAAUCAGGCAAUGUAUUUUCAGUUCAGGCACAGGCAUUUGGUUCCCAAAAGAACAGUUUGUCCCUUUUUUCUUCUUAACGUGUUUGUAUCAAAUAUAAAAGUGAACCUAUAGUAACUCUCAAAAGGGAGCAUUAUUUUUACAGCGGGAAUUUAAGGUAAUCAGGUUCUCAUUUCCCUGGUUCUCUGACACGUUCCUGUCUUGCCAGCCUCGUCACACUGCACCAUCCUUGAGGCAGUGAGGGCUUCUGCUCAUCAGAAAGGAGUGUCUGCGGUAGGGGACUGUGGACCAGGCUUGUGCCACACAGAGAGUGGAGCUCUGUUAGAGAGUAAAAAGGAUACGUGGUCAUAUCCUGCGUUGUUUAAGGGCUCAUUUAGAAGAGAUCAUUUAAAGAAAUUUUUAAAAAACAAGAAAACUUUGUGUACAGAAUGUCAAAGGAUAUAUCUUUUAGGAAAACUUGUAGAAAAUACAGAUGUUUUAGUCAGUUUCCUAUAAACUUAUUUGAGCAAAGCCUUAGGACUCCCCAUGGAGGUAGGCAGGAGCACUAUUAGAGACUUUUCCCCCCUCCCCUGGUAACAGAACUUGUGUAAAAUUGCUGAGAGAAGCCAAACCAUUUGUGUCCCAGGGGCUGAGAGCAAACUACAGUCAGGUGAGUUGGGUGGACUGGACGGGGAGGCAGGCUAGUGGAUUUCUGAAGAUGAUGGCAGGUCUAAAGGUCCUACUUGCAAGGCCAGUGAGAAAGCAGGGAAGAAGUUAAAGCUGGAGAGUGUUAGGAAUGAAAUUUGUGCUUGUAAGUGAUAUUAGCCCCACCCAGCAGCCUCUGGAGAGGGGAGUGGUUGCUGGAGGUUGAGCUCUAGAAACACUCUUGAACACUGGAGACCAACCUCCAGGCUGGUGAGAGCUUCCAUCUGCUGGAGGGUAAUCCUGCCCGCCUCCAUGGGGACUGAUGGAUCCUGCCCUGGGGACGCUUCUGGACCUCACCCCGUGUACCUCUUCAUCUGACUGUUCAUCCUUGUAAUAAACAAGUAAAACUGAGUAAAGUGUUUUCCUAAAUUCUAGGAGUCAUUCUAGAAAAUUGCCAAGCCUAAUUUGAGGGAUUGUGAGAACCCUUGAAUCCACAAUGCUCUCGGCAGAAAAUGUGGGCAGCUGGGCACUACAUUUAUGGUUGGCAUCUGAAGUAGAGAAAGUCUCAUGGGGCUAAGACUUUGAACUUGUGGGAUCUGAUGCUGACUCCAGGAAGAUGGUGUCAGAAUGAACUGAAUCCUUGGACACCCAGGCAAUGUCAGAGAAUUAGUUGCUGGUGUGAAGAAAACUAUUUAUAUGAAUUUUUAGAUUUUGAGAAAUCUAUGACUGUUGUCUGUUACAGGGUGUUGGUCAGUAAGUGGGUGGAAGAAAUGGACGUAUAAGGAAGGUAAGAAGGCAGAACUAACAAAAUAUGCUUUUCUUUGGUCUCAGAUGUUAUUGAGCACGAGCCAUGUAACCAGGCAUUGGGAUAGGUCAUGCGUAUGCAGUUGGAAUAAAACAGCUUUUUUUAUUUUUGGGGGGUGGAUGCAUGCAGAAAGGAUUACAUGGGAAUUGAAGUGGGCACUAAAAGGAAUGGAAUUAGGGGCUGAUAGACUUCAAGUGGUGUCAGAGGACUGUAGGUUCCCAGGUGUGAGGAGAACCUGGGCAUGGGGAAUGAUUCUGUGGACAAGCUGGAAUGAGAGAGGCUGUGAUUGCUGGAGGGAUCUCAGAUUCUUCAUCUAACAGGGGGAAUUCCUGCUUUUCCUGCAUAUGGUUUGCACUCUCUGUGAGUGGAAAUCCGGAGGAAGAGACGUGGUGGCCGAACUCUUGAUGAUGCAACUGCAGAAAAACAGGAUUAACAUACAGAGGAUUGAUGCAGUGAUCAUUGUUGUUAAGAAUGGAGAGCUCACUGCAGGAGAGAUCACUGUGGGGCCAUCCUUCGGACGAGCCAUCUCAGGAGCCCCUAACCGGACCGCAGGACCUGUCUGCCCUGAUACCUUAUAAAGAACAAGAAUCUGUGACCUACAAAGAUGUAGCUGUAGACUUCACCCAGGAAGAGUGGGCCCUGAUGGACACAUCCCAGAGAACGCUGUACAGAGAUGUGACGCUGGAAAACAUUAGUCAUCUGGUCUCUGUGGGGUGUCAUUUCUUCAGAUCAGAUGUGAUCUCCCAGUGGGAGCAAAGAGGGGAGCUGUGGAGGGAAGAAAGAGGACCUCCCCAAGGCUGGAGUCCAGGCAUGAAAAACAGCCAUAACAAGCAAGAAAUAAUACCUAUGCAAGAUAUCUGCAUGAACGACCCACCUAACUGCUGGACAGUACAGAAAUGUCACACGGGAGAAGACCUCUCUGUAUAUAGUGGGUUUGAUGAAGUUUUUACUCACACGUACACAUUGACUCAACAUGUCUUAACUCACACUGUACGGAAACCCUAUAAAUGUAAUGAAUGUGGAAAACACUUCACCCGAAACGCCAACCUUCGUACUCAUAAAAUAACUCACACAGGAGAGAAUCCAUUUGCUUGUAAUCAGUGUGGGAGGCGCUUCAGGUAUUUUUCAUCUUUAACUAGACAUAAGCGAAUUCAUACUGGAGAGAAGCCUUAUGAAUGUCGUCUAUGUGGCAAAGCCUUUGUUCGAAGUUCCAUUAAACGACAUGAGAGAACUCACACUGGAGAGAAACCAUUUAAAUGUCAUCUAUGUGGAAAAGGCUUCGUUACUAGGUCUAAUCUUCGAGAACAUGAGAGAACUCACACCGGAGAAAAACCAUAUACAUGUCAUCAGUGUGGAAAAGCCUUUGUUACAAGCUCUAAUCUUCGAGAACAUGAGAGAACUCACAGUGGAGAGAAACCAUAUAAGUGUCAUCUAUGUGGAAAAGCCUUUGUUCAAAGCUCUUGUCUUAGAGACCAUGAGAGAAUUCAUACUGGAGAGAAACCAUAUAAAUGUCCUAUAUGUGGAAGAGCCUUUGUUACAAGCUCUUGUCUUCGAAAACAUGAGAGAACUCACACUGGAGAGAGACCAUAUGCAUGUCAUCUAUGUGGAAAAGCUUUUAUUCAAAGCUCUAAUCUUAGAGACCACGAGAGAACUCACACUGGAGAGAAACCAUAUACUUGUCAUCUAUGUGGAAAAGCCUUUGUUACAAGCUCUAAUCUUCGAGAACAUGAGAGAACUCACAGUGGAGAGAAACCAUACAAAUGUCAUCUAUGUGGAAAAGCCUUUGUUCAAAGUUCUUAUCUUAGAGAUCAUGAGAGAACUCACACCGGAGAGAAACCAUAUAAAUGUCAUCUAUGUGGAAAAGCCUUUGUUACAAGCUCUUGUCUUAGAAAACAUGAGAGAACUCACACUGGUGAGAAACCAUAUACAUGUCAUCUAUGCGGAAAAUCCUUUGUUCAAAGUUCUAAUCUUCGAGAACAUGAGAGAACUCACACUGGUGAGAAACCAUACAAAUGUCAUCUAUGUGGAAAAGCCUUUGUUACAAGCUCUAAUCUUAGAAAGCACGAGAAAACUCACACUGGAGAGAAACCAUAUACAUGUCACCUAUGUGGAAAAGCCUUUGUUCAAAGCUCUUAUCUUAGAGAACAUGAGAGGAUUCACACUGGAGAGAAACCAUAUACAUGUCAUCUAUGUGGAAAAGCCUUUGUUCAAAGCUCUUGUCUUAGAAAACAUGAGAGAGCUCACACUGGAGAGGAACAGUAUAUAUGUCAUCUAUGUGGAAAAGCCUUUGUUACAAGCUCUGAUCUUAGAGACCAUGAAGGAACUCACACUGGAGAGGAACAAUAUAUAUGUCAUCUAUGUGGAAAAGCCUUUGUUACAAACUCUGACCUUAGAGACCAUGAGGACACUCACACUGGAGAGGAACAAUAUAUAUGCCAUCUAUGUGGAAAAGCCUUUGUUACAAAUUCUGAUCUUAGAGACCAUGAGGGGACUCACACUGGAGAGGAACAAUAUAUAUGUCAUCUAUGUGGAAAAGCCUUUGUUACAAAUUCUGAUCUUAGAGACCAUGAGGGGACUCACACUGGAGAGGAACAAUAUAUUUGUCAUCUAUGUGGAAAAGCCUUUGUUACAAGCUCCGAUCUUAGAGACCAUGAGGGAACUCACUUUAAUUAUAGUGAAUGAACAUGGAAGUGCCUUUAGCCACAGCUCUAAUAUAAUAUCAACCACAAGACUCAUGUGGGGGAAGUUCUAUGGUCAUAUUCAUUAUGGAAAUGCCUUCAUUUUUAAUUUAUCCUUACAUAACAUGAGUGAACUGCAUGUGGAGGAGCCCUAUAUUUAUAAUCAAGGAGGAAGAGACAUUAGCUGGUCUCUGGUCAUAGGUUGGACAAGAAAAUCCAGUAUGAAUAAUAAUCUAAUCUCCCUUAAAUGGGAAAUUACGCAGGAAAAUCUUUACAGAAGGAGAUCACUCCAGGACAAUAACAGAAAAAUUAAUGCUGAAGAAGUUAUUCAUUAUUAUAUGCAUGGAAAACCUUUACUAGUAGAAAAACUGUUGUAGGCAUGUGAAGUUUCACACUCUAUAUAAUAGUGAAUGAAUGAAAGUCUUCAGUGAUUUUAAUUCCGUAGUCAACAUGUAGUUUCUCACACUGUAUAUAUACAUUGAUAGAAUCAGAUGAAAGGUUAGACUUUGCGUUAGAAAUCCCUGACUAGGAAAAACAUUUAUCAAGAAUGUCUUAAUAGAGUUUAGUCAUUAAAUUGUAAUUUUGCCUAACGGCCUCUUACUAUAAAAAUAUAAGAAAGAUAUGUAGAAUUGUGACAUCAUCUGGGAAUUCUAAAUUCAGUAUUUUGUAACAAUAAUUUUUUUGCAGUAGUUCUUGGAACUGCAUAUGAGGCAAACUUGUUGCUGAAAAAGCCAUUAUGUUGGUCAGGGUCCUAUUUUUCAUGCAGCAAUAGUAAUUAUGAUGAUUGGAUUCAACUAGAAAGUGUCUUUGAAUAUUAACUGAAAAACAUAGAACACAAGAUGAUGCGUCAUUACUACAUAUCGUUAACCACGUAUGUAGGUCGUAAUGAUGAAUUAAAGAUUCUUACAUAGAUAGUUUGUGACCGAACCCUGUAUAAAUUUUCAUUUUAAAAUGCCAUUAUUGAAACAAAGAAUGGUAUUACCUAACAAUAAGGGGGUCUAUUCAACAACAGGAUAUAACAUCUGUAAAUAUUCAUGCGCUCAACAUAGGAGCACCUACAUAUAUAAAACAAAUACGAACAGAUGUCAAGGGAGAGACAGUUAUGCAGUAGAAGGGGGAUGUUAAUACACACUUUCAUCAAUGAACGAAUCAUCCGGACAAAAAUCAGAUAACAUCUACCGUAAGUGACACGUUAGAUGAGAUGGACUUCACAGAGGUACACCGCACACUUCAUCCCAAAGCAGCAGAACAACAUACUCUUGGCAAGCUUCCAUGAGACAUUCUCCAGAAUUGGUCAUAGUUACUGCCUGUUAGUAGCAAUGAGUAAUUUUUUUUUUCUCUUUUACCCAAGCCAUGUAAUUGCCCCUCUUCCUCUUUCUCCUAUAAAGCCCUUGCUUUCACCCCACAGAUAGGACACUUUUCUGGUUACUGCUGGAAUCGGUGCUCCCCAAACUGCAAAUCUUUAAUCCCAAGUAAACACUCAUCUGCCUCUCGUUGCAGCUCUUGUUUUCAGGUGGCAAUGGGGACAAGUAAUGUUUCUUUUCCUUUCUUGGCCAGGCGCUACAGAGCGUGACCUGGGAGAGCUGACUUUGGAAGGAACUCUCUAUUCUGGCUCUCCCAGUUUUCAGGAUCCAACCCGCAGCUCCAGAAUGAGUGUGAUCACUCUGCCACUGCCUCAAAAGGUGCCAUCAUAGGCCACCAAACGAUUGAAGAAAAAUAAUAGUU